Molecule: messenger RNA, 824 nt
Organism: Octopus bimaculoides (California two-spot octopus)
Lineage: Eukaryota; Metazoa; Mollusca; Cephalopoda; Octopoda; Octopodidae
Source: RefSeq, a predicted model, not a curated record
CCAAUAAGAUGGCUCAAGUCCCUGCCAAGAUAGUGCUAAAGAGCACUACAAGGAUGUCACUGAAUGACCGUAGGCUAGCCCAGCAGAUGGCUAACCGACCGAGCGUGAUCGCGGCCCUGAAGAUCAAGAGGUCAUUGGACUACGGCCAUGCUGGGGCACCGCCUUCAAGGGUUUUAGCUGAUCAUAUUGACCCCAGUACCUAUCUCAGUCAGCGCAGUCUGAAGCAACGGCUGGGCAAGAGUAACGUGAAGUCACGACUGAGCCUGUCGGUGAUGAGGGGGCGUGGCGGGCGCGGGCGGUCAAGAGGCGGGCGCUUCAGGGGGCGAGGUCUGAACCCAGGUAUGCGUGGCAUGUCAGGACGGAGCCGGGGCUCUAACCUGUCUCGACAGCACAGUGCACUCUCACUAGGGACAAGCGGCCCUGGUGGUAUGGAGGAUGGACGCAAUAUGCCAAUGUUACGUGGACGAGGUCGUGGAGGCAGUAGUGGGAGAUUCCGUGGAGGCCGUCAGAGGUUCCGUGGUGGUGGCCGAGGCAUGGGCCCUGGAGGAGGCGGAGGAAACAUGAGUGGUGGACCCUAUAUGAAUCGCUUCCGAGGCAGAGGAGGACUGCGGUCCAGAGGCAGUGGUGGUCGUGGCGGCAGUGGCAAGUUCCGAGGUGGUGGUGGACGUGGCCCACAGAGGGGCAUGCGCGGGCGGGGCCGUGGCGGAGGGGGCCCACCCGGCAUGGGUGGCGGCGGCGCUAGAAGUAAACUGAACUGUUUAGCUUAUGAUCCCUGUAUUUGUCAAAACGUUCUAGAAAAUUCUGCUUCAGCAACUCGGUGUUGA